UUCCACACCAUGUUCAUGCUUUUCUAAUCUCUAGCUUGCUUUAAUCUGUAAUCUGUAUUUUUUCAUACUUUCAUUUCUUUCAAUUUUUCCACAACUGUUACAACACUUAGACUUUGUACUGGCUUUAUUAACACCUGAAUGUGUAAGAGUUCUGAAGGAACAUCCAUAUCAGAUACCUGUGUAAGGAUAUACCUUUUUUUUUUACCUGUGGAUUUCUCCGAUACACGUGGCAAAAAAAAAAGUUUGUGUUACUGGCUGUGCUCUGUGGUCCGUAUCUAGUGUGCAGAAUCCUAUGGAAUAGCAUUUCCUAUAUGCUACAGUGUUGCUCAGUUUGGCAAAGUUGCUGGGAUUUAAAUUCCAAGUAUUUUUUCAAUCAAACAACAGAGUCCCAGAUGUCCAUCAUUGAUUAGUAUGAAGACUUCCAUUGCAACCCUGAAGGUCAAAGAGUUCCAAUCGGAAAAUAUUAUCUUUUACCAAAGAUGGUUAACAACGAACCUUCCGUAAAAAACAUUGAGCUCUUGAACAUCCUACAAAAAGACUCUACUGAUCAAGAUGAUCCCAACCUUCCAUUGUAUGCUCACCGAAUUGCACUCAUACCCGACCAAAACCACGCCAUGGAUCAAUCGGCUUACGUCAGAAAAACUUACCACCAGGAGGCGUAUUAUCUGUACUUCGUAGCUGUGGUGGGACUUCUGUUGAACCUGCUGGUUGUGAUUUUCGUAUUUGUGCGAAGAUCAAUGAGAAAACUAACUAGUGCUUUCCUUAUACAUGCAUCGUUUCUCGAUUUCCUCAAGGCUGCCUACUGCAUUCCCAUAGCCAAUAAUCUUGUGACACAACUAAAACCGAUGAAAAGUGACUGCAAUUUUUUUGGUGCCACCUAUGUUUUGAUUAUAACGGCUUCUGUGUUUAAUAUGUUAGCGAUGGUGUGUACGGAAGCCUAUACAUUCGGCGAGGUAAACAUCGGUGGAAAUUCCAAGGGAUCGCUGUGUUGUGUUGUGUUUGGAACACUUUUAGUGUAUAUAGCUAGCAUUAUUCUUCACCUGGGACCAACGCUAAUCGGUGGCUAUUUUGAUUUCCAUCCCGAGAUCGGAAGCUGUGCCUUCCCUCUUGGUAAACAGACUGGAUAUGUAGCUAAUAUGAUGUGGAUUGGUAUCCUAACCUUAACUUUAAUUGGUAUUGUACAUUUUAUAUGUAAACUUUACAAGGAAAUACAGGUGAACCAUACCAAUCGCGUCUCCAUGUUGGUGCGGUCGUCAAUUACAAUAAUGGAUGACCCUGUGACGUCUGUAUGCAAUGUUCAGACAAUGAUAAAUGAGUCCAGUCAUCGCGCAAGGCUCUUCAUCCUGAGUACUAUAUCGUUCAUCCUGUGUUGGUAUCCUUUAUUCCUGCUAAUGCUUGUGGACGUCCAUUUCACUGUGUCCCCUAAAGUUUACCAGGCAUUCAGUUUUAUUGCCUGGAGUCAGGGGACUAUUCAACCCUUGUUAUACAUAUGUUUUGAUCGACAUGUAAACCUUCUUGCCAAGUAUGUCUACUGUGACCGAUACAGACAGUACAGCCUCGCUAAUCUCGCUGGCUGGAUGAACCGUGACCCAUCAGCACUGACAAGUACUACAGCCAGUCGAACGGUUCACGGAUCCAAUCGAAUGGUCAAUGAUCCGUGUCAUUUGACUGUGAAUGAUCCGCGGAACUCUCUACCAUGCUCCAAUCGUGGUACGAUAGAUUCUCAUCACAUUAAUAAUGAACUAGAUGAUCAUAAUGAUGAUGCUGAAGAAGAAGAUGAGGGAUUAGAAAGUAGAAAUAGCCAUGAAGAACAGGAAACGAGAGAGAACUCACCUAGAACAUUUGAAUACAACACAGAACGUACAAUAGGAGAAUAUGGAGAACCGGUCUCCAACCCUAGUCAUAAUGGAAAUGAUUAGUAUAGUGUAUAUAGCUCAGACUCUAAUAACUUGAACACCCCGUUUAAUUUGAAGUAUUUCAUUGGUCACAGCCAAACUUCACACUUAAUAUUUGAAUUUACUUAAAUGGAAUAUUGUCCUGCUGACUUUAAGACAAUGAAGUUUGACUGUAUAGACAAAGUAAAUUGCAUCUAUCUGAGGGUGGAGAUCAGGAUAGAAAGAACCAACAAAUGACUAAAGUCCCAGACAUUUGAAUCUUUCCUCUCAUCCUUUACCUUCUGGUACCUGUUUAAUGAAAUCUACUUUUAGCAACACUGCCAGCCGAAAAAAAACCCAAAAAUUUAAAGAAAUACAUUAAUUAGAUUUAAAGUGCCUGCACUAAUAUUCAGUCUGUUGAUAAGUAAUUACAACAAAUACAAGCUCAUUCUAAAGAGUAUGUUUCUAACAAAUAUAUUCUAUCAUUUAUGCUUUAUUAGAUUAACCCUCUAAUUGAAAGUUUUGGUUGAGAUAUAUAUAACAUUGAUACGGCUGUAGUGUCCAGUUUAGGACUCUUGGACAACGUCCAGGGGUGGGCCUGUUUACAUAUCAUUAUCAAAGGUGAGGAAUUUGAAGGUUUCUGUUUUGUAAUCACUUCCUGGAAUGAGUCUCAAAUCCUGAAAUAGCAUGAAGUUAUACAAUAUAUAUCACAUACGGUAAGGAUCUCAAAUGAUCUGCAGUUAUGAACUAAGUCAUCAAAGACUGGGGUGGAUCUAGGGGAAAUGAUUGUGUCGGUUCCUUCAUGCUUAGCAAGAGCAACUGAAAUCUCAACAUUUUCUCUGUAAACUCCAGAUCAGGGACUUAUUAAAGUUGCAAUUUGGGAAAGGAGCAAACCGAAGGCAAGUUCCGGUAACUCCCUUCAAACUGAUACUGACUUGGUCCUUCAUAUGAUAUAAUUUAGAACUGAUGUAUUUUCACAGAAAAAGUUGGCAGAUGAUGGUCUUAAAGCCAAGCAAGUUUUAAAAAAAUAUGAAAAUCAACAAGAUGAAAAUGACUUCAAUACAAAUACAGCGAGUUCCUAUUAUUGAUGAGAACUUUAAGCUCAAUAGGUUGGCCUUGAAUGUCAAUUGGUCUUCAAGAGUGAUCUCCCUAUACAAUUACAUUGUGUGUAAAACAUUCACUGUAUAUAUAAACAGUGUUUAAAACCUUCAUAGGAAACUUCUCAUCUAGAAUUAUUGAUAAUUUCUUGUAAUUUCCAAACUUUCAAAAAAAAAAAAAAAACAUAGUUGUUACAUUUGGUGUUGUGGGUAUGGUCUUCCAUACAGAUACAGGAUAAAUUAAUAUCAAUGUUUUUAUCUAACACUGUUUCCCACCCUUGUCACAAAGUAAGUUUAGGGAAAAGAGAGUCACCAAUUAGGAUAUCAUUGGUAAUAUCACCUUAUUUGUCCAGCAUAAAAGAAGGUUAUUUAUCAUGAUUGCUAUGGUAAAAAAAUAUAUUGAAAUACCAUAAAACUAGCACUUUCAUGAUAAUUAAAACUUUAAAAUGACUGCCGUGAUAAACACAUCAACAUUUCUAAUUCACUGUUAAUAAAAAAACUUCAUCAUCAAAUAUAUGGAUUGGAAGUCCUCUCAAAAGGAGGUACAUGCUGUUGAUAAGGUUUAGAGCAUGUCCUUAAGUUUGCCUUCAUUAUAACAGGAUAUUGCGAUUCAUCUCAACAAAUAUAUCUGGAACUCUUCUGAAAAGGAGGUGAUAAAGUAUAUCAUGUGUCCUUACAUUUAAGUCUGAUGCUAUUUCAACAGAGAUAACAAAUCAUUGUUUAUAAAAGAUAUUUCAUUGAAACAUGCAUGUACUUGAAGCUCUUUUGAAAUGGAGAUAAAUACCAGUGUUUAUGUCUAUAGCAUGUGUCCUUAAGUUAAACAUAUAACAGAUGAGGUCCUAACCCCUGACCCUUGAAGUGUCUCAUCACCAAAUGAACUUUACCAUAAGGUUUUCUUUUGCAUGAGUUUACAAUAUCAGCAAUUAUCUCAUGAAAUAAAACUAUGUGAAAAAUAAA
Messenger RNA from Ylistrum balloti, 3928 nucleotides. RefSeq names its product protein trapped in endoderm-1-like. Gene Ontology annotation, molecular function: G protein-coupled receptor activity. The record is from RefSeq and is a predicted model, not a curated record. NCBI's taxonomy places the organism in Eukaryota, Metazoa, Mollusca, Bivalvia, Pectinida, Pectinidae. Gene Ontology annotation, cellular component: membrane. Gene Ontology annotation, biological process: G protein-coupled receptor signaling pathway. Bases 480 to 1919 code for a protein of 479 amino acids. The transcript is spliced from 2 exons.